Myotis myotis is the source of this 3642-nucleotide messenger RNA. It is a transcript of the gene CERK, whose product is annotated as ceramide kinase. Gene Ontology annotation, molecular function: kinase activity. The record is from RefSeq and is a predicted model, not a curated record. The coding region runs from base 677 to 2158 and encodes 493 amino acids. The transcript is spliced from 15 exons. NCBI's taxonomy places the organism in Eukaryota, Metazoa, Chordata, Mammalia, Chiroptera, Vespertilionidae.
GCGCGAUGGGGGCGGCCGAGCCGCUGCGCUCGGUGCUGUGGGUGAAGCGGCAGCGCUGCGCCGUCAGCCUGGACCCCGCGCGGGCGCUGCUGCGCUGGUGGCCCAGCCCGGGGCCCGGAGCCGCCGUCCCCGGCGCGGCCAGUGGACCAGCAGGUGAUUCCUAAUCUCAAGAAGCUCUUCACCAAGCACCUGUUCCGCCACUGCCUUGAGGUGACGGAGAGCACAAACCUCACCCUUCGAGAGUUCUGGAAGGACCACUAUAACAUCGUGACAUGCCUCAGAAUUAUCGACAUGGCCUGGCAGGGUGUUACAAAGAGGACCUCGACUUCUGCAUGAAGAAGCUGUGGCCUGAGGUAGUGUCUGAAACGGAUUUUGAAAGACUCGCCCCCGAAGCGGCAGCGGUGGAGGAGACUGUAUCCCUCGGCAGGUCCAUGGGCCUGGACGUGGAUGAAGGUGACAUCAGCGAGCUCAUUGAGGAGCACUCCCAGGAACGGACAGCGCAGGAGCUAAAGGAGCUGCAGACGCAGCAGCACGCGGAGGUUUUGCAGGAAACAGAUGACACGGAGGAGGAGGAGGGGGUUAUCUCUGCGCCUGCUCGGUGCCCGUGGCGGAGAUCAUCGCCGUGGAGGAGACGGACAGUCACGGGAAGCCCCAGGGCAGCGGGAAGUGGCAGAAGAUGGAGCCGCCCUUCGCUUUCACAGUGCACUGCGUGAGGAGGGCCCGGCGCCGCCGCUGGAAGUGUGAGCAGGUGACGUUCUGUGGUGCCGACGAGCAGCUGUGCCACCUGUGGCUGCAGACGCUGCGGGAGCAGCUGGAUAAGCUGACCUGCAGACCGAAGCGCCUGCUGGUCUUCAUCAACCCGUUCGGAGGGAAGGGCCAGGGCCUGCGGAUCUACGAGCGGAAGGUGGCGCCGCUGUUCGCGCUGGCCGCCAUCUCCACCGAGGUCAUCGUCACGGAGCGAGCCAACCACGCCAAGGAGGCCCUGUAUGAGAUGAGCGUGGACAGCUACGACGGGGUCGUCUGCGUUGGCGGGGACGGCAUGUUCAGCGAGGUCCUGCACGGGCUGAUCGGCAGGACGCAGAGGAUGGCCGGCGUGGACCAGAACGAGCCCCGGGCGGCGCUGGUGCCCUGCCCGCUGCGCAUCGGCAUCAUCCCCGCAGGCUCCACAGACUGUGUGUGUUACUCCACCGUCGGGGUCAACGACCCAAAGACCUCUGCCCUGCACAUCAUCGUGGGGCCCAGCCCCUCGUCGCCGGGCAGGCAGGCCUUCCCCGAAGGUCCCUGGCCGCCUGCCACUGUCCUGUCCUGUGUGCCUGCCUCGCGGCCCCUCCGGAGGGACCCCUGUGCUGCAGGGGACUCGCUGCCCAUGGACGUGUCCUCCGUGCACCACCACGGCGCGCUGCUGCGCUACUCGGUGUCGCUGCUGGGCUACGGCUUCUACGGGGACAUCGUCAAGGACAGCGAGAAGAAGCGCUGGAUGGGGCUCAUCAGAUACGACUUCUCAGGCCUGAAGACCUUCCUGUCGCAUCACUGCUACGAGGGCACCGUGUCCUUCCUCCCGGCGCAGCACACGGUGGGGUCUCCGCGGGACGGGAAGCCCUGCCGGGCCGGGUGCUUCGUCUGCAGGCAGAGCAAGCAGCAGCUGGAGGAGGAGCAGAAGCGGUCGCUGUACGGCCUGGAGGGCUCGGAGGAGGUGGAGGAGUGGAAGGUCAUCUGUGGGAAGUUCCUGGCCAUCAACGCCGCCAACAUGUCCUGCGCUUGUCCCCGGAGUCCCCGGGGCCUGUCCCCGGCCGCCCACUUGGGAGACGGGUCUUCUGACCUGAUCCUCAUCCGCAAAUGCUCCCGGUUCAACUUCCUGAGGUUCCUCGUCCGGCACACCAACCAGGGCGACCAGUUCGACUUCACUUUCGUGGAAGUUUAUCGCAUCAAGAAGUUCCAGUUCGUGUCGAAGCAGGUGGAGGACGAGGACAGCGACCUGGGCGAGCGGGGGAAGCAGGGGCUGCGCCAGAUCUGCAGCCAGCACCCCUCCUGCUGCUGCAGCGCCGUCAGCAGCUCCUGGAACUGCGACGGGGAGGUGCUGAGCGGCUCCGCCGUGGAGGUCAGGGUGCACUGCCAGCUGGUCCAGCUCUUCGCACGCGGCAUCGAGGACGGCCCGUAGGGAACCUGCGGCCGAGACCCCAUCGCGUCGCCACCGCCUCGCUGUGCGUGGAAGCGUGAAAAUGGAGAGAACGCAACCGACCAAUGAUGUGGCUACGUACAUUCAGACUUAGAAGUUUAUUUUUGAUAGUUAAAUCUCGGUUUUAGAAAAAAUACCCUUUGUCCACGGUUCUGUGGGCGCAUCGGGCAUUUUCAGUUCCGCGUGACUCUCUGGGUUGCAUCUCACUAACGACCCUUCCCCAGCGUCGCUGUGGACUGGGCGCCGGCUUCUUAGACUUCAUCCGCGCUGACGGCCGACUUAAAAACGGCCCGUUAGUGGCUCUAGUUCAGUCGCUUUACAGACAGCGUCGCAGGAGAGCCCUCCGUCGAUGUCACCCGUCUGGACAGGAGGCGCCCGCCAUCACGCCGACCAGCUUUGCGAGACUUGCCUGGAGUUGUUCGUGGUCCCGUUCCGAACGCCGUGGGCUCCCGCCCCCCGUCCCACUGGAGCUCACCGUCCGGCACAUUCCUGCUCCUCCGGCUGUGCCCCGCAGGCACCACGCACGGGGGCCACGCUAGCGAGAGGCACGCGGAGUAGUCGCGCUCUCCCCGCAGCCUCAGCCUGGCCCGCCGUCCUCGGUCCCGGACAAUCGCCGGCGGCCCUGGGCCCGCGGUGCCCUGCUGUGUAGUUAGAAACACCGAUGCUUGCAGCCAGGAGGCGCCCUUUGUGACGUGUGAGCUUCAGACCCCGUGGGCGGGGGGGUUGGGAGGGUCCCACAUUCCAGGGGCGCUUGGUGCCGCCUCCCGUCUGGGUUUGUUCUUUUCUGACCUUCCCUUUCAUUUCUACAUAUUUAUUGACAGUUUUGUCCUUUUAAACCAGAGGAGUCAUUAGGUGUCUGGUGCUUGAGUUUGCUGUGGCCACAGCCCCGGACUGACCCCCGGGGCCCGGUCUGUGCCGUGGCCUUGUGGUCUGCGCUCGGCUCGGGGACAGCGAGGGUGCCUGUGCCCCGGCUCUGUCUAAAGACAGGAAGGUGUGACAGAGCUCUGGCCUGGACGGGGAAGGCUGGGCGUCCGGACGGCUCGGCGUGGGCUCUCACUCGGGCCCAGUGGCUCAGCGCGUGGCAGACAGCGGCGUCCUGAGUCCACGUGGGGGGCGUGUGACGUGUGAUGUGCAUGUGAAUCUCCUGUUCAUUCUCUCCCCCCACCCCCCGUCAGGCAAGAGCAGCUAUAACAGUGUUUUUCUUUUUUUUUUCAAAUAGACCGCGUUUAAGGCGAUUGGAUUGAUGGUUGGUGGGUGGAGGAGGUUUGGGCAUAAAGAACUGACUACACGCUGGCGCUUCUGUCCUGCCUGUUGUUCCUGGGAAGAAGCCGGAGACGCGGGACGAGCAGCUCCGUGUGGGGCAGUGGCCGCACCCACAGGGCCCAGUAUCUCCAGCAGCGAAGCGCUCCUGAGGGUCCCCCCGCGGGACCCCUGCUGGGCCGCCCGCCUCGACGUCCCGUGGACUC